GCGUUGUUUACGUACGUGGGUUGUAGGUUAGGUUUUCCAGUGAAUUGAAAAUCGCAACAGCAGGUUAUUGAAUUCUUUCCUCUAUAUUUUAUCACAACUAGAUGGCAGAUAUGUCAGGUCAGGCCUCAGGAGAAGAUCAUAAGUUAAGACCAUUCUACUGUGAAUUAAACGUACUUAGUAGACCAGAUGGAAGUGCCAUUGUUACUCAAGGUGAAACUGCCGCUAUCGCUGGAGUUUAUGGACCCAUUGAAGUGAAGCCAAAUAAAAUACACAUUGAAAAAGCCACCGUUGAGGGGAUAUAUCGCCCUAAAAGUGGAUUACCGUGUGUAUCUGACCGUCUAUGUGAGACAACAUUGCAAAAUACUUUUGAAGCUGCGGUCCUAACAUCACAGUACCCCCGAACUCUUAUCUCCAUAUCAGUGCAGGAAAUGCAGGAUUCUGGAGGAUUACUUGCUUGUGCUAUAAAUGCAGGGUGUUUAGCACUAAUGAAUUCAGGAUUGUCAAUGAAGUUUCUUGUUGCUGCAGUACAUUGCAUGAUCAAUAAAACUGGUGAAGUUAUAUUAGAUCCAGACAACAAACAGUUAAAGGACUCUUGUGCCAGUUUAAUGUUUGCAUUUGAUAAUGUGGAUAAAAAUAUAGUGUCCUCAAGCACACAUGGAAGAUUUACUGAGGCUCAGUAUCAGGAAGCCCUUCUAAGAUGUAGAACAGCUUCAACUGAAAUUUUUCAACUUUAUCGUGACAUGGUUAAAAAAUAUGCUCCUACUAUGGGAUAAAUUAUGCAAACAGACUGGAAUGUUAAUUUUUGAUCCAUUUGGUAACCAAUUGUAAAAUGUUUCAGAUGACUUGAUCUUGAAAUAUAAAUUUUUAUUGAACCACA
Molecule: messenger RNA, 877 nt
Organism: Frankliniella occidentalis (western flower thrips)
Lineage: Eukaryota; Metazoa; Arthropoda; Insecta; Thysanoptera; Thripidae
Gene: Rrp46
Product: exosome complex component RRP46
Exons: 5
Coding region: 102-773 (223 amino acids)
Biological process (GO): poly(A)-dependent snoRNA 3'-end processing; rRNA catabolic process; U4 snRNA 3'-end processing
Cellular component (GO): nucleolus; nuclear exosome (RNase complex); cytoplasmic exosome (RNase complex)
Source: RefSeq, a predicted model, not a curated record